This is a messenger RNA of Cyprinodon variegatus (sheepshead minnow), 4123 nucleotides long. RefSeq names its product arrestin domain containing 1 (gene arrdc1b). Gene Ontology annotation, molecular function: ubiquitin protein ligase binding; ubiquitin-like ligase-substrate adaptor activity. Lineage: Eukaryota; Metazoa; Chordata; Actinopteri; Cyprinodontiformes; Cyprinodontidae. Gene Ontology annotation, cellular component: cytoplasm. The transcript is spliced from 8 exons. The coding region runs from base 52 to 1362 and encodes 436 amino acids. Gene Ontology annotation, biological process: protein transport. The record is from RefSeq and is a predicted model, not a curated record.
GGGUGAGCCGCUCUGCUCAGACUCAGAGCGGAGGAGUAGCGGAGCGGAACCAUGGGCAAGCUGCAGGAAUUUGACAUUACAUUUACUAACAACAAGGUGGUUUACGGACCGGGGGAGUCCAUUAGCGGAACUGUGAAAAUACGAACCGCCAACUCACUGCAGUAUAAAGCCAUCAAGGUGAACUGUCUGGGCUUAUGCGGGAUCUCCAACAAAAUUAACGACUCUUCAUGGAGUCUGGAGGAGCAGUACUUAAACAGCAUGUUAUCAGUGGCUGAUAAAGGAACCCUCGCCCCGGGUGAGCACAGUUUCGGUUUCCAGUUCGUCCUUCCAGCCGCCAUCCCCACGUCGUUCGAAGGACCCUAUGGGAAGGUGGUUUAUUGCGUGAGAGCGGCCAUCGACACUCCCCGCUUCUCCAAAGACUACAAAGCUCAGAGGCCCUUCUACAUUCUCAACAUGCUCAACCUCAACGAGGUUCCCGACAUCGAACAACAGAGUUGUGCAGUAACAACCAAGAAGUUUAGCUACCUCCUGGUGAGGACGGGGACCCUGAUGCUUAAAACCCGCAGCGACCUGAGGGGCUACAUCCCUGGUCAGGUCAUCAAAUUAUCCACAGAGAUCCACAAUAAGUCCGGGAAAGACACUGGCUACGUGCUGGCGAGUCUCAUGCAGAAAGUGACCUACAGGACCAAGCGGCCGGUCUUCGACCUGCGGACCAUUGCAGAGGUGGAGGGAGCCGGAGUGAAGGCCGGAAAACACGCAGAGUGGAGGGAGCAGAUCAUCGUCCCUCCUCUUCCUCAGUCAGCCCUGGCCUGCUGUCGCCUGAUAGACAUCCAGUAUUUCAUUCAGGUGUCCCUAAAGUCUCCAGAAGCAGUCGUCAUUUUGCCGAUCUUCAUCGGAAACAUCCCCGUCAACUUGUCCCCAGCCAGGUCUAUAGCCACCACUCCCGCCUUGGCGCCGGUACCGUGCGCUGCCGGAGUGAUGCCCAGCGCCCCGCCGGUCGAGGAGGAUCCAGAGGGCGGGCUUUGCGCCGGAGGGUACACCAGCGAGGAGCUUCCCACCAAAAGCCACUCACAGCAGGAUCCCUCAGGUCAACCUGUCACCAUGUCGCCCAGCGCCUUCAGCCACGCCCCGGGCGCAGCGAUGCCACCUUGCAGGCGCCCCGAUGCAUCUGCUCCGCUCUUCUGCUUGUCCACUGGAGCCACCAUACCUUUCUUCACAGAGGGAGAUGUAAAUCCAAUCCCCACCUCCUGUUCUCUCAUCCUUCCCCCAGAAUACAGCAGCUCUGACUACCCUCACGAACCUCCUCCAUCUUAUGAAGAAAGCUGCAGCACUGUGGACUCCAGUAUAAACAGUGGAGAGUAGAGAGGAAGCUGGAAACGAAAUAUCAUGGCCACUAUCUGUAUGCACUCCUUUUUAAAAAAAAAAAAAAAACCCCGGAGACGCUGGAACGAAGGCCUCACCCUGCAGACCCUCUAAGGAUUGUAUCUGUUGAGGAUUUAAAGGGAUUCGUGGUUCCCCUUUAUGUCACAGCUGGUGGCGUCAGACACAACAGGGGAACACCGUGCCUAAAGGAAGUACUCAUCAGAUCAAUAUUUAGUAUAUUCUUUCGCUGGACCUCUUUUAUUCUUUCAAGAGUGUAAAAUCUGUUUUUAUUUCAGUGGAUGGUUACUUCUGUGAUGCCUUUAGACUAAUUGUAGCACCUGAUUGUUUUUGAUUGGACCUCUCAAUGUGACUCUUAUAACAAGUCUGUACAGAUGGGGGUUUGGCUCCCAGCUUUCCUCAUCCUCAAACAGGCAGAGCUGUCUUUAUAGUGGAUAUAAAAAGUAAACCAGGAGCUAAACGUGCCAGUUUCUCUGCUCAAUCCAGUGUCUGACAGCAAAGAGGAGGAAAAGUACAGAAUGUAAUAGAAACCGCUUUUCUGGAGGAUGUUUGAAGAAACUCUGAUUUUCUAGUUUUAUCUCCAUUCUUCUCCACAUUUUGUGGUAUUAGAGCAACAAACAUGAUGAUAUUUAUGUAGGUUUUUCCAUAACAAACCAAACCAAAAGCAGAACAGAACUUUAAAGUGGAAGAGAAAUGACAAAAAUGCUUUUUUUAAAUUAGUUUCAACUCAGUUCAAGUAGAUUGAAUUCUUUUGGCAUCAAAACACACUUUCAAAGUUCUGUCCAAAAAAUUCCAACCCAAAUUGAACUUUUGAUUUACUUCUAAACCUCCCAGAAUGUGCUGUAACAUUUUAGAGUCAUCUGCAUUAACAUAUUCUCUGGUUUUCUGGGAGUUAAUGGAUGUUUUUUCUUCGGUAUUAAGCUACUUUUUCGCACAUUUCUGCACAGUUUUUUUUUUUACAGAAAAUGCCUGAAUUAUAAUCAGUAAGGAUCAACAAGGUUACUAUAAGUUUGAAUAUUAACAGAAAAGCAAUCAACAGAACAAUCGAGCAAAUCUGACUCCAUGAAUAAAAAUUGAGAGGUUAUUUAUUAAACUGAGCAUUUUCAAAAAUUCAUUCUGUCAACUUGUGUUGGUUCAAAGGUAAUUUAUCUGCCAAUAAGCCCAAGUUUUUCUUCAACAAGUCUGAAAAAACCCGAUAGCGCCCUCCUGUGGUCAGUUCUGAUAGAAGCUUUUUGUUAACUGGCCUUCAGAUCUGCAGUUCUCUCAUAUCCGGCCAUCCAAACGGAGUCAUUGCAUCUGUUUGGUCUGCUGUAAUUCACACCAGAUCAGGGUUUCUGCUGUGGUCUUGUCCUCUGAAGGAGCCUAAAGGUCAUUUUGGUUGCCUUAACGCUUAUCUAGUGUAGAUGACAAUGUAAAUGUGCACAAUUGCAGCACUUUCUGAGAGUUUGAGUGCAUGAAUUCAGAGGAAGCACCUGAAUAUAUGUGUGUGUGUCUGUGUGUGUUUUAGGGGUGAAAAGAUAGUCGAUAAAAAAACUAGAUGCUGAGCUUUUUUCCUGCUUUAAAUUCCAUUUUAACCUGCUGCUGUGUCAUCCUCUAGUGUUAAACUGUUUACUUUUCCUCUUGUUUUAUUCCCUGCUUUUAUAAAUCAUUUUCUUUGAAAAAACUCCACGACAGAUAUUGGCUCAUGUCUGCAACCGGCAUUUGCAGAUAGAACAUGUCUGUUGUAUUUUUGCACAUUAAAAAUCUUUAUUUUCAUGGUAUUCAUAAGAGGGAAAAGAAAGUAAAAUGUAAGACUGAUUGUUUAUUAGUUUUUUUCUGUUGUUUAGAGGAAAUGUCUCUAUCUGUACUGCUGAUUGCUUAUCAAGCAGGUCUACUAUGCUGUCAAAACAGGGUUCCUUCACGCAAUUUACAAAUUAUGGAAACAAAUGAAACUUGUUUUAAACAUUUUAAUAAAUCUGGAUAGGUAAAAUAAGUCUGAAUAUCCGUAAUAUUCUUUUUUUUUUAAAUAAUAAAACAUCACCAUUAGAUCUAGAUUAGUUGUUUUCAAACAUACCAUGUUUAAUAGAUUUAUAGAAAAUAACAAAACCUGAACCUAAACCGAUAUUUAAAAGGAGAUUUAACUUCCUUCUGAUAAGACGUUUGUAUUUAUGGUAACCUAUAAAUAGUUUUAUUGUUGUACCAUCUCUCCUGUUCGCUAUCGCUAUCAUGACACCGAAGGAUCCGUUUGUAACAAUAGAAUUUGACCUCUUAUAUCGAGAUUUGAGGAACAUUUUAUUAUUUUUCACAAAAGAUAGCUCAGGAUCAUAUUACCUUAAGAUGAUGUGGUCAAAAUGGUAAAGUGAUUAAAAAAGCUUAACAUUCAUACAUGUCAGGAUAAAAUAUUGCAGGGAACGGGGCUUGAAGUUGGUAGCUUAUCAUAAAUAUUUGCUCAAGACACUGAGUUAACAAAUUAGGUAUGAAACUAUAAACCCUUAUUUGCUUAAAAGCCUUCAUCAUAUUAUUUUUUUCCUAAUUUAACUGUUGUUGGGUCAUAAAGGGCUUUUUCUUUAUUGUCUCUAAACUUUGAGUGAAAAAUUAAGGAUCUUUGUGUCUUAUCUGAGAAUAAUUGCACAGUGGUUAUGAAGCUCAAGAUCAUGAGAUAAUUGUCAUAUAUAAGAAUUGGUGCAUGAUUUUUUUGAUGAUAAAUAACCUCAAGAAAGUGAGGUUGAUGUGAUUAAAGGAGCUUGAGGUCCAGGAUUCUUGA